Rotaria sp. Silwood1 is the source of this 1836-nucleotide messenger RNA. Lineage: Eukaryota; Metazoa; Rotifera; Eurotatoria; Philodinida; Philodinidae. The record is from the annotation of a GenBank genome assembly.
AUGGAUUCAAAUAAGGUGGUUCUACCGGAGCGUAAACAAUGGACUAAUCCUAUUGAGUUCUUUUUAACAUUGGUAGCAUUUGCUGUCGGCUUAGGAAAUGUUUGGCGUUUUCCAUAUCUUUGUUUUAAAAAUGGAGGAGGUGCAUUUCUUAUACCAUAUACAUUAAUGCUUAUUUUUAUUGGUGCACCUGUGUUCUAUCUUGAAUUAACGUUAGGACAAUUCACUAGUACUGGUCCAUUAGCCGUUUGGAACGUCAAUCCAUUAUUACGAGGUAUUGGUUAUGCAUCAAUGGCUACAAAUUGUUUUUGGGGUCUAUAUUAUAUGGUACUCAUUGCUUAUUGUUUUUAUUAUCUAAUAGCAUCGUUUCAACUUAUUGUACCAUGGUCAACAUGUGAUAAUUGGUGGAAUACACUAUUAUGUACUGAUAAAAGAAUGUUAGCUAAUUUAAGUCGAAUUGAUUUGCUUUCGAUGAAAAAUAUGACAAGUUCGCCUAGUGAAGAAUAUUUUUAUCGUCGAGUACUACAAAUAAGUAGUGGAGUCGAAAAUACAAAUGGUAUCGUUAUUGAAUUAGUUGUUGCUUUAGCAGUUGCUUGGCUAAUUUGUUUUUUGGCAUUAUCAAAAGGUGUUCAAUCAUUGGGCAAAGUUGCAUAUUUUACUGCUUUAUUUCCUUAUGUAAUGUUAACUGUUUUAAUUAUUCGUGGAGCAACAUUGAGUGGUGCUAUUGAAGGUAUUAAAUUCUAUAUGGGAACAGUUAAUUUCAGUGUAUUAAAAAAUCCAUCUGUAUGGAAAGAUGCAUGUACACAAGUAUUUUAUGCAUUAAGUUGUUGUAGUGGUGGUCUUAUUGCUAUGGCGUCAUUUAAUGAUUUUAAUAAUAAUAUCUAUCGUGAUACUUUGGCUAUUUGUCUUGUUACAUGGUUUACAAGUAUUUUUGGUGGAUUUGCAAUUUUUACUGUUUUAGGUCAUAUGGCUUCAAAAAUGGGUAUGAGUGUUGCUGAUGUAGCUAAAGGAGGACCUGGUCUAGCCUUUGUUGUCUUUCCGGAAGGUCUAUCAAUGAUGCCAUUUGCACCUCUAUGGUGUGUUCUAUUCUUUUUAAUGAUGUGUACACUUGGUUUUGGUUCAGAAUUUUCUAUUAUGGAAACAAUAAUGGCUAGCAUUAUUGAUGAAUAUAAAAUAUAUUUAAAUACACCGAAGAAAAUUGUUAUAUUUCGAUUUUGUGUAUCAUUAGUUUUUUUUUUGCUUGGCUUGUUCAUGGGUGGUCUGUAUGUUUUGAAUAUAAUUGAUCAAUCUCUCGGUGGUUUUCCUUGGUUAAUUAUCGGUGUGAUUGAAUUAUUUUGUAUUGCAUGGAUUUAUGGUAUAGAUAAUUUUUGUGAUGAUAUUGCAUUAAUGUUAGGUAAAGAACGACGUCCAAGUAAAUUCUGGCAAAUAUGUUGGAAAUAUAUAUCACCAAUUAUUCUUCUUUCUACAAUCAUAUUUUCUUCUCUAUUCUACCAAGAUAUAACACUAGAUGAUUAUACAUAUCCAUCAUGGGCACUUGCGCUCGGUUGGAUAGUAGUAAUCCUAUGUCUUGGUUGGCUUCCAUUUAUCUUUUUUAUUGAAAUUUGUCAUCGUGGAACAUGGAAUAUCAUUAAAGAAGCUCGUUUACCUCAUGUUCAAUGGGGACCAGCAAAAGAUGAACAUCGUCAAUUAUCAACUCGUUACGCACGAAAUAUGAAAAUGAAAACACUUAGUAUGCAAACCUUAUCGACCAUUGAUAGUUCUACCUUUGAUUCAGAUGCGAUAGUCGAUGCAAACUUUUCUGUCAAGCAAAUGGCGGAUACACCAAUUACAUCUUUUUAA